AUGUUGCCCCACAGUCGCCUAUUGGCAAUUGCUGGCAUUCUAGACGUCGUCCUGGGAGGCGUGCAUGAGAAGCUAAUCAUGGUGCCCCAGGGAUGGUUCCUGAGCAGCUCAGUAUUGACUAGCAAUCAUGUUGCAACAUUCAGCGUAGUGCUCAAUCGGGAUUUCACGAACCUCCAGAGCCAGUUACUCGAGGUGUCUACGCCAGGCCAUCCCAACUACGGCAAAUACUUGGACCACGAUGCGGUCAACAGUGCUUUCGCUCCUUCUGCUGACGCUGUAUCGUCGGUGGUUGGUUGGCUAAAAAGCAAAGGCAUAUCCGACUACAAAGUUGACAAUGGCUUUGUCGAUUUCGUGGCAGAUAUUGUGACUGCAAACUCCAUCUUCAAUGCUUCGUAUCAGUAUUAUAGCAACAAUGGAGCAACAAAGCUCCGGACCCUACAAUACUCUAUCCCUGAUAAUCUACAAGAUCAUAUCGCUUUCGUGGAGCCCGGGACUUUCUUUGGCCAAGCUAACAAAAAAUCACCUGUUGUGCCUACCAAGACGAAACGCGGUAACUCUGACUUCGCAUCUACCGCGGCUGUUGAUGCGGCGUGCGCAACCUCCAUCACACCACCGUGCUUGAAGCAGUUGUAUUAUGUUGGGGACUAUAAGGCAGAUCGGUCUUCUGGUAGCAGAAUUGGCUUUGGUAGCUUCCUGAAUGAGUCGGCGCUCUAUUCCGACCUAGAGCAAUUCGAAGAGCUAUUCAACAUCCCGAGUCAGAACAUCAGUAAAGUACUUAUUGCAGGUGGCGUUGACGAUCAAGAUCCUUCUCAUGGCAACUAUGGUGAAGCCAAUCUCGAUGCCCAGACUAUCAUCGGCGUGGCACAUCCCCUUCCGGUGACUGAGUUCAUCACUGGAGGUUCCCCACCAUUUAUACCGACAAUUGGGCAGCCAACGCCGGCCGACAAUUAUAAUGAGCCCUAUGUGCCUUUCCUACGAUACCUGCUUUCUAAGAAGAAUUCGGAGAUACCUCAAGUUAUUUCGAUUUCCUAUGGUGACCAAGAAGAUGGAGUUCCUCUCGAUUAUGCACGGACGACGUGUAAUCUGAUUGCGCUGCUUGGUCUUCGGGGCAUCUCCGUCCUGUCAUCUUCUGGCGAUGGCGGUGUUGGAGGGGCUUGCCUGGCUCCGGACUUCAAGACCGCGGAAUUCGGAAAGCUCUUCCCAGCAUCUUGCCCCUACAUAACAGCCGUAGGCGGCACCUCUGCAGCGACAAUUCCUGAAGUUGCUUGGAAUCAGAGUGGCGGCGGGUUCAGCGGGUACUUCCAGCGACCAUGGUAUCAGGACUUGACGAUACCCCAUUAUCUUGCGACCCAGGUCAGCCCGGCCACAUACAAGUACUACAAGCCGUACGUCAACUUCAGUGGCCGUGCCUGGCCAGACGUCGCUGCUCACAGCUUGUACCCGUAUUUUGAGGUCAUCUAUGGAGGCGAGCAGGCAGGUAGCGGUGGCACAAGCGCCUCCUCUCCGACAUUCGCCGCUAUCGUGGGUCUGUUAAACGAUGCCCGGCUUCGGGCAGGGAAGCCAACUCUGGGGUUCCUCAAUCCAUUCAUAUACUCGAUUGGUCAGAGUGGCUUUGUUGAUAUCACCGAAGGCUAUACGUACGGUUGUCUUGGGAGUAAGCCUGAAUACGGCUCCGUACCUGGCGCAAGAUGGAAUGCCACAACGGGUUGGGAUCCUACAACAGGUUUCGGCACGCCGAACUUCCAAAGAUUGAAGAAAAUUGUUCUUAAGUUGUAG
This is a messenger RNA of Phaeoacremonium minimum UCRPA7, 1776 nucleotides long. RefSeq names its product putative tripeptidyl peptidase a protein. NCBI's taxonomy places the organism in Eukaryota, Fungi, Ascomycota, Sordariomycetes, Togniniales, Togniniaceae. The transcript has 3 exons. The record is from RefSeq and is a predicted model, not a curated record. Bases 1 to 1776 code for a protein of 591 amino acids. Gene Ontology annotation, molecular function: serine-type endopeptidase activity; tripeptidyl-peptidase activity. Gene Ontology annotation, biological process: proteolysis.